CCACCUCAGAAUCUCAGAUCAUCGCGGAUGUCGCCGCUCGCACCGUCCUUCGCCCUCUUCUGAUCUUCGCGGAGGCGCUACGGGACGUCUUCGUGAUGCUAUGCCUCUCGCCGAUGGCCCUCCGAAACCGUCGCCAUGGAACUGCCCCGGAUCGCCUCUCAGACUUCCAUCUUCCCGCCCGCCAUUCCCGGCAUCCAGCUGAUGACCGGCUAUCAAAAACCAAAGAGUCCCGCUAAAACACCGGUUAGUCAAAAGCUGUUGACGGUUCCCAAACCUGCAGCUGAACCACAGUUCGCUGUUCUUCCUUCUUCUGCUUCUUAUCAACCAAGUCGAAGACGUGAGGAAGCCUUCGCCCUUCAAAACCUACGAAGAAGACUUCAGACUGUUAGAGUUCUGAAAGCUAAUAGAGCUGAGCCCAUCGAAGCUUCAUGUGCCAAUAAUAAUCUUAGUCCCGAAGAACUAGAUAAUAGGCCUUAUUUGCUAAAAAAGGUAUUUACUUACUUAUUACUCGAUUCAACGAUUGUUCACUAA
Messenger RNA from Psylliodes chrysocephalus, 531 nucleotides. NCBI's taxonomy places the organism in Eukaryota, Metazoa, Arthropoda, Insecta, Coleoptera, Chrysomelidae. The record is from the annotation of a GenBank genome assembly.